Gongylonema pulchrum is the source of this 426-nucleotide messenger RNA. The record is from the annotation of a GenBank genome assembly. NCBI's taxonomy places the organism in Eukaryota, Metazoa, Nematoda, Chromadorea, Rhabditida, Gongylonematidae.
CCAGACACCCUGUCCUUGCAGGACAAAGUUCUACCAUUUCUGGUGAAUUUGGAUAUCGAAAUGGUUGCAUGGGAGAAGCUAAUCAGGACGAAUAUUGACAUGGCCAGGAUUAGCGAGGCGAAGGUGGAAUGGCUCCUCAGAUUUAACAAAUACAAGUUGGAGAUGCGCGAAAUGCUUUCUUCCCUUUCUGGCCCAGUGUACGAGGAUCUGGAAAGUGUGCUAUCACUAAGGUAUCGAGCUAAUAUUGUCAGAAAUAGGAAGGCGCGAGCACAUAACACACUGACACAUUUAAUCUACAAUUUUUGUCAGAAAUAUGAUACAAAGCUCGCGCUUAUUCAGAUCAUUUGGCACGUUAUCAUUGCUCUUGUCAUUGAUAAGCCAGUUGAUUUGUACAUCGUCUACCUGAAAAACACCACUGCAGCUUAG